UGAAUUAAUUGCUAAUUUUAAUAGAAUUAUGCCGGUUAGAUCAACAGAAGCUCACCGCGCAUUAGAACAACUCGAAGCCUUUCAUGCAGCCUUGACUCGCCCAUCCGACUCCGAUUUGCGUUGUGCCAUUGAAAGGGUUAUUGGCCUCUUCAAAACUAAUUUGUUUCAAGCUCUUUUAGAUAUUCAAGAUUUUUAUGACAAUACUUUAAUUAAUGAAAGAGUGCCUUUAGACUUGAAAACAUUGGAAACAAAAAAACUUGCAGAAAAAUGGGAAACAAAUCCCCCAUUUUCAACGGGAAAAUCUUCUUUAUUUGGAGAAGGGCAACAACGCCGUCCCCCUCCCCCUCCAAUAUUUCCUUCUACUUAUGCUGCAACAAGUAAUGGUUUGCCUUAUACAAAUGGGGUUGGAGGAGGGGAUACAAAUGAACCGUUGACGACUAAAACAACUUCGCAACAUUCCUACUCGUACCAUGAACAAAGUCGGCAUUUGACAAAAGAUGGUUGGCAAACAUCCGAAUAUAAAACAAAAACAUUGGAUACACCAGGCAGUUUUCAAACAGAAACGGUUAGCAAUGUUGGAUUAAUAGACGAUCAGGGACGUGAAUGGGAAAUUGAUGACGUUGUAUUGGAGAAAAAUCAAUUUGGAUUGGGAUUUUCAAUUUCUGGUGGUAAAGAUCACAGCACAGGGCCAGAGAUUCGAGUAACUGAUAUUUCGCCUGGAGGAGCAGUUGCUCGCGAUGGACGUAUUCAAGUUGGCGAUAUUAUUUUGAAAGUAAAUACAACAGAAACUGUUAAUGUCCAACAUCAAGUAGCAGUUGACGCAUUAAAAAGUUCUGGAAGUGUUGUUCGUUUGUUAGUUAAACGUUUAAAACCUCCCUUGGCUACAGCAGAAACUUUUCGUUCAUCUCCAAUCGAGCCAUUAUCCAGAAUUUCUCCAGUAAGCCUUUCUGCCUCAAAUUUCAAUAUUGGGACAUCUCCACCAAUUGUUCCAAGUCAUCAACAACCAAUUAUUAGUGAAGCUAUUCGAGAUUUGGAAAGAAAACCGGGGGUUAAAAGAAUGGAAUUAAUUAAGAUGCUCAAUGCCGAUGGUCGCUCUAAAGGUUUAGGAUUUAGUAUUGCUGGAGGUGUUGGAAAUCAACACAUUCCUGGCGAUGAUGGAAUAUUUGUAACACGUAUUAUAGAAGGCUCACCAGCUUAUUUUGAUGGUCGUUUACAAAAAGGAGAUCAAAUUUUGGCAGUAGAUAAUAUUAUAUUUAAUAAUGUUACACAUCAAUUUGCGGUACAAACUUUGAAGAAUACUGGGGAGAGAGCAAGCCUUCUUUAUAUGAAAAAUCCACAUCCAGAAUUGCCUUUAGAUGGAAGACAAUUAGAUGAAAGUGAUCGAUCUAGAUCUUUACAGACUUUUGAAACUAUUGGUGGUGGUAUAACUUCCCCAACAGCAGCCGAUUCCCAUUCAAUUGGUGGAGGCUUUUCAUCAACAACCCAACAAUUAAAACAACCACAAUUUGAUGUCCCUCGUUUAGUUCGUUUACGUAAAUUGGAUACGGGAUUAGGAUUUAAUAUUGUUGGUGGAGAAAAUGAAGAACCAAUUUAUAUUAGCCAUAUACUUCCUGGAGGGGCUGCAGAUUUAAAUGGAAAUAUUAAAAAGGGAGAUGUUCUUUUAAGAGUUAAUGAUGUUGAUUUGUCUCGUGCCACACAUGCUCAAGCUGCACAAACUCUUAAAGCUAUACCUCUAUAUUCUGAAGUUCAAUUAUUGCUUAAAUACAGACCUUUAGAUUUUCAAAAUUUUGAACAAAAAUUGGAACGUUUAAAAGCAGAAAUGAUUUUAAUGCAACAACAACAACAAUUACAACAGCCAUAUAUUCAACAACAACAACAAACUGAUUUUUAUGUUCGUGCUCUUUUUGAUAAUGAACCUUCUAGAGAUACUGGAUUACCUCACCGUUCAUUAUCUUUCCGUUAUGGCGAUAUUCUUCAUGUAUUAAAUGCUACUGAUGAUGAUUGGUGGACAGCUAGAAGAGUAAUGGAUAAUUUAAGUGGUGAAGAAGGCCCAGAGGGAAUUAUACCUUCAAGAAAAAGAGUAGAAAAACGUGAAAGGCAAAGAAGAAAACAAGUAAAUUUUAAUGCUGGUAGUCAAAGUUUGGGGCGUAACAGCACAACUUCGGGAGCAUCAGCAGCUGGGUUGGGUGGAAUGGAAGGUCGUCGAGGUUCUCGAAGUCAACUAUCCUUUUCAAGAAAAUUUCCUUUUGUUAAAUCAACAGAAAAACUUAAUGAAUACAAUUCUGAUGGGGCUGAAAGAAGGUAUCGCAGACUUAGGGAAAAAGCAUCAGCAACAAAUUAUCCAUCAACAUCUACAGCAGACCCUUCUUAUAUUGUUAGUGAUAGUGAAGCAAAUCAGAAUACUCGUUCUAGGAGAAAUAAAAGGGAGGAAAAUGAAGAAAAGUCAAAAGAAAAUCAACAAAAAAUUAAAAAGAGACAUUCUCAACAUUGGAAUUAUGCCCUAGUUGAUGAACCAAUCCAUUCUUACAAAAUUGUGCAAAUGAAACAAAUUUCUUAUAUUCGUCCAGUAAUUAUUCUUGGAGCUUUAAAGGAUCGAAUAAAUGAUGAAUUGGUAACACAAAAUCCUGAACGUUUUAGUAGUUGUGUUCCACAUACAUCUAGACCUGUUAGAGAUGGUGAAGUGAAUGGAAGAGAUUAUUAUUUUGUAACAAAAGCAGAAAUGGAACGAGAUAUUAAAAACAAUUUAUUUAUUGAAGCUGGACAAUUUCAAAAUAAUCUUUAUGGGACAAGUAUUGCUGCUGUACGUGAAGUUGCGGAUUCUGGACGCCAUUGUAUUUUGGAUGUUUCUGGUAAUGCAAUACGUCGAUUACAAGACGCUGCCAGAAUUUAUCCAAUUUCUAUUUUUGUUAAGCCUUUUAGCUAUCAACAAUUGCGUGAUUGGUCAGACCAACAAUUAACAGAUGAGGACGCCCUUAAACAAUAUGAACGUUGCCAACGACAAGAGCAAAACUUUGGGGAUUUAUUUACUUCAAUAAUAACUGGUCAAACAGCAGACGAAAUUUAUGCGCGUGUUUUGCGUAUAAUUAAUGAACAAUCAAGCAAUGAUAUUUGGGUGCCUACAAAUGAACAGUUGCCAUGA
Messenger RNA from Meloidogyne enterolobii, 3139 nucleotides. Lineage: Eukaryota; Metazoa; Nematoda; Chromadorea; Rhabditida; Meloidogynidae. The record is from the annotation of a GenBank genome assembly.